Molecule: messenger RNA, 960 nt
Organism: Ilex paraguariensis (yerba mate)
Lineage: Eukaryota; Viridiplantae; Streptophyta; Magnoliopsida; Aquifoliales; Aquifoliaceae
Source: the annotation of a GenBank genome assembly
AUGUACAGCAGUGGCAAUCCAACAAACAUAGCAAACCCUAUCAAGGAUGCCAAUGUUCAAAUUGAUUUAAAAACACUGGGUGGUAGGCUGACCUUGUUUGAAACCACUCUUUGCAAAAAGCUCUCUUGGGAUGAGCUUGAUGCACAUGUUGAUCUGGAUCCCCAAGGGUACUUAAGCGCAUAUAGUGAGAAGGACAUUCAAUUGAUAUGUUGCCAAGCCGAUGCAAGCACCUUGUGGCUUAUCCCUCCUGUUGUUCAGGCUAGAUUCAGUCAGUCUCUUCAAUGGAGCAUGAACAUAGUGUUUUCUUGGCAAUUCACCAGGGAUAGGCCUAAAGGAAAGGAAGUUGUGAAGUAUGAACUGCAUGUUGAAGACCAGAAUCUUCCAAAACCAACGGAUGUAAUAAAGGUGAUAAACGGUACUACCAGCAGUUUCAGGAUAUAUAAUGUUUAUCCAAGAUAUUUUCGUGUCACUGGCUCUGGUGACGUGCGGUUUCUGGAACAAAUGGUAAAUCUGGUUAGUGGGGACCUUGUCCUCAAUCAUGGCAGUCCAGAGUGGUGGUCUUUCCAUGAUGUUAAUGCCUCAGAUGUUAAAGGUUGUGGUGAGCUAGCUGGACCAAUGGCUGUUAUUGUAUCUGAAGAAACACCACAGGGUAUACUUGGAGAAACACUAAGCAAGUUCAGCAUUUGGGGUCUCUAUAUUACCUUUGUACUGGCGGUUGGACGUUUCAUCAGGCUUCAAUGUUCUGAUCUGAGAAUGAGGAUACCCUUUGAGAAUCUCCCUUAUUGCGACAGGUUGCUGGCAAUCUGUGAGGACAUUUAUGCUGCAAGGGCAGAAGGUGAACUUGAAGUUGAGGAGGUCCUUUAUUGGACAUUGGUGAAAAUUUACAGGUCCCCGCACAUGCUGCUUGAAUACACUAAACGUGACUAGGAAAAAGAAUAGUAUGUUGUGGUCAACAACAGC